Molecule: messenger RNA, 1826 nt
Organism: Oncorhynchus keta (chum salmon)
Lineage: Eukaryota; Metazoa; Chordata; Actinopteri; Salmoniformes; Salmonidae
Product: putative fibroblast growth factor 1
Exons: 4
Coding region: 120-824 (234 amino acids)
Biological process (GO): positive regulation of protein phosphorylation; positive regulation of gene expression; fibroblast growth factor receptor signaling pathway
Cellular component (GO): cytoplasm
Molecular function (GO): fibroblast growth factor receptor binding; growth factor activity
Source: RefSeq, a predicted model, not a curated record
GCAGUCUGCUCACUUCCCGGUGCAGGCCAGGGACCCACGUCACUCCCUGAGCUAGUGGUUUAAAUAUAGCCCUGACGACGUCCUGCUGAAAUGGAUCUGGUGACGCUUGGCUGCCCUGGAUGAUUGACAGAGUACAAAUACAGACAGAGUCACCCAGGCAGCCACUGCACCACAUGGGCCAGUUCUCCCAGGAGACCCACUUCCACAGGAGGCCUGACACACAGACGCUGAGAGACUCAUCCAAUUCACACUCGGGAAGAAGCGACAGGGCGGACAUGCUGGCUCAUCUGGGGCAUUGUAACAUGGUGUUGUCACAGCCACAGGGGCAUUUAGCAGGCACAUCUCGUCCAGAGGGACUCUACAGAAUGACAGAGGGAGAAAUUACUGUGCUCUCCAUGGGGCCAACGACACAGCAAAACUACAGACAUCUCAUACGGCUCUACUGUAUGAACGGGGGACAUCAUCUGCAGAUCCUACCGGAUGGGACUGUCGCGGGCAGCAGAGAUGAAAAUAAAGAUGACAUCCUGAAGGUUAAAGCAGUGAGUGCUGGUGUGGUGGCCAUCAAGGGCCAUGAGACGGGCCGUUACCUGGCCAUGGACAAAGAUGGUCAUCUCUAUGGAUCGAAAACUCUGAAGGAUGAGUGUUACUUCCUGGAGAAGAUGGAGGAGAACCAUUACAACACAUACAGGUCUCAGAAGUACCAGGCCAAAGACUGGUUCCUGGGGCUCAAGAGGAAUGGGCAGCCUAAAGCUGGCCAAAGGACACACAUUGGCCAGAAGGCCAUAUAUUUUCUGCCUCGGCCUGUUGACAACACCACCAUGUAAAGGCAGAAGACAGGAAAUGUCAACAAUGACCAUGUCACAGCAAUCAAUCACCUCAAUUCACUUUGAACAAUGUGCUCUUAAUCAAUAAGUAAAUGUGACAAAGCAUCAAUAAUCAUUAUGUUAUUAUAUUUUAUGAUCAAUGGGCCAUUUCAUGUAUUCAUACAUCAUGUAUUCCUUUUGUACGAUAAUAGCAUAUGUAUCACACAAAUGGUUUCUUAUUUAUAUCCUAUGUUUCCUCAUAUUUGUUGGAGAAUAUUUAUUAAAAAAUGUUGUAAAAAUAUAUAUUUUAUUUUUCAUAAUAGAACCGGCAUAUUUUCAUUGAAAUACAAUUUCAUAUUAAAUAUUGUAGCAAAUGCUGGAAUUAUAUUAUCAUAGGACUCCUAGCAUGUCCCAUAACAACUAUUACAAAGGUUAUUAGACUGGUAUUACUUUAGUCCUACUGACACGUGGCAUGUUCUUAUUUUUUUUUUACUUUUACCCUUAAGGAAUAGUAUAUUAUAAAGUGGGUGGUUCCAGCCCUGAAUGCUGAUUGGCUGACAGCUGAGGUAUGUCAGACCAUAUACACAGUUAUGACAAACUAUGUAUUUUUACUGUUCUAAUUAAGUUGGUAACCAGUUUAUAAUAGCAAUAAGGCACCUCAGAGGUUUGUGCUAUAUCGCCAAUAUACCACGGCUAAGACCUGUAUGCAGGCACUCCGCUUUGCGUCGUGCAUAAGAAAAACCCUCAGCCGUGAUAUAUUGGCCAUAUAGCACAACCCCUCGUACCUUAUUACUAAAUUUUAUCACACUGUUUUUACUUAUUCUUGUUUGUAUGGUACUGUCAUACUCAUAAAUACUGAGAAGAGAUAUUGACUAUGACCAAAGGGUGGCAGCAUUGAACCUUGCUUAAUUCAUACUGUUCAUUCAUGAAACGUAACGUAGGAGUACAGCUGAAAUAGAUCUGUUGGUUGGUAGAAACCUGUCGAUAUAAGCAUGGCCAUAAUUACAUAUGAGGGCACGAGGU